AUGGAGGAAGCCGAGGUCAUGAUCCAACAGCUGAUGGAGAUCUGCAGGGCGGGCGGCUUCUCGCUUAAGAAAUGGUCGGCAAACCAUUCGCUGCUGCUGAACCAAGUGGAGCCCGACGACCGCCUUCGACAAGAGGCUAGAUGGUGGCUGCCCGGCGAGAGUCACUCUACUCUCGGUCUAAGAUGGCAACCACGUGACGAUCGCUUCGCAUUCGCUACCAAAGCGAUCACACUAUCGACCUUCAGCAAACGGUCGGUACUUUCGCUGACAGCAAAGAUGUUCGACCCUCUUGGCUGGCUGGCACCAACAACGAUAUUAGCUAAAAUCUUCAUCCAGUCUAUCUGGUUGCUAGGUCUGGAUUGGGACGCUCCGCUACCUAGCGACGAAGCGAGAAGAUGGUUGCGAUUCCAGAGCGAGCUGCUAGCUCUGGAAAAAGUGAUCGUACCUCGAUGGCUGGGAGGUUUGACUGAAUCAAUGCUGGAAAUCCACGGAUUUGCCGAUGCCUCCGAGCGUGCCUACUUCGCAGUGAUCUACCUGAAGAGCAAAACAAAGGGCAUUACUAAGGUGACUCUCUUAGCUGCCAAAACCAAGGUCGCGCCAUUGAAGCAGGUAUCAUUACCUCGACUGGAGCUGUCUGCAGCGACUCUUCUGGCUCGUCUCGUCGCCCACACCUUGCCGAUCAUCGGAGCUGAAAGAGCACCUCUUUACAUGUGGUCGGAUUCCACAGUCACGCUCGGCUGGAUCCGAGGACAUCCAUCGACGUGGGCCACCUAUGUGGCCAACCGGGUCAGCGAGAUACAAAUGUUGAUCCCUGAUGCCCACUGGCAUCACGUACCAGGACGAGAAAAUCCAGCGGACUGUGCUUCUCGGGGACUAUAUCCUGGUGAGCUGGUUGACCACCCGCUCUGGUGGCAAGGUCCGGAAUGGUAUGCGACUAAGUUCUUUUAUUUUGUUAAAGAUGACAUGUGA
Messenger RNA from Nylanderia fulva, 969 nucleotides. NCBI's taxonomy places the organism in Eukaryota, Metazoa, Arthropoda, Insecta, Hymenoptera, Formicidae. The record is from RefSeq and is a predicted model, not a curated record.